Messenger RNA from Lottia gigantea (owl limpet), 573 nucleotides. RefSeq lists its product as hypothetical. The transcript has a single exon. Lineage: Eukaryota; Metazoa; Mollusca; Gastropoda; Lottiidae. The annotation marks the transcript as partial. The record is from RefSeq and is a predicted model, not a curated record.
GAAGUUUUUAAAGAAGUUUGGCAAACUGAUAAAUUACUAACAAGUAUUGAUGGUGUUGCUAUUUCACCCCCUCCAGAGCUGGGAGGAUUUUCAUUUGCUGUUGCCGACAGUCACUGGUUCCAUGUUGAUCAGGGUGCAACCAGACAAGGACGGCAUGCUUAUCAGGGUGCUUUAUAUCUAGAGGAAACAACAGAAACAGAUUACGUAUUUCGCGUUUUAGAAGGAUCUCACAAAUGGCACAAAAAGUUCUACGAAACCUUUCCAGAAGUUGCCAGGAAGGCCUCAAAAUAUGAUUUUUAUAAACUAACCCCAGAACAGUUUCAAUGGUAUCAAGACAGGGGAUGCGUUCAACGCCGAAUUCCGGUUCCGAAAGGAGGAAUGGUUUUGUGGGACUCCAGAACUAUUCACGAUAAUAAUCGGCCUGAAUUCGGACGAGCGAACUCCGAUAGGUGGCGAUUUGUAGUCUUUUCCUGCAUGACCCCUGCCGUGUGGGCUAAACCGGCAGACAUCAGUGCCAAGCAAAAAGCUUAUAAAGAAAUGUUGAUGACCGCACAUUGGCCUUCACAAAAUGUU